Molecule: messenger RNA, 1351 nt
Organism: Nilaparvata lugens (brown planthopper)
Lineage: Eukaryota; Metazoa; Arthropoda; Insecta; Hemiptera; Delphacidae
Exons: 3
Coding region: 208-534 (108 amino acids)
Source: RefSeq, a predicted model, not a curated record
AUAGUUUAUACAUAAAUAAUAAUAAUAUAAUAUUUCUAUAAUAUCUCUACAUGCAAUUCACAUUUAUAUGACACUUGAUCUUCUUAUUCGGGGUAUCAACUUUGAUGAUUUAAUAGGCAUUGACUAUUCUGGUUUUCGUAGUGUACAGUUGGUUUACGUUGGCUUCGGCUUGUCACUUGUCGCCAUCUUGAUGUUUCUUCCUGCUACAUGAAGGUGUUGUUGUUCGAAGUGGAUACUCGUCUGCGAAAUAAGUGUGUUGCCUGGUGUUUGUUUGCACAGUACGCCCUCAUGAAUCGUGAGAUUUCUGCCAUGCGGCGCUCCACGGGGUUCGAACUAGGAGAAUAUGUGGAAGUUCGAGAUAUUUUUAUAUCAGCCAGGUCAAGUAUUCUUUUCCAUGGUUUGCUACAAAAAUACGAUGCAUUAUCUGAUAGGAUGCGCUUAGGUUUUCCUACUUGCGGAGUCCACUUAUUCACUAUGCAAUUUGCUAGGACUUCCCUGUUAGCUUACCGAUGGGAAAGAACAUGGUGUAUUUAGAGAAUGUGCAUGUUAAUACGAAUAUAUAUUUCUUCCCAUGUUGUGCUAGGGGUAGAGGACCAUAAAUGUCGGCUGAUACUAACUCCAAUGGGGCGGUCGGCAAUAUAGGUAUCAUUGCUCCCCUGACUUGAUAUUUUAAAUGUUUGGUUUUCUGACAUAGGUCGCAUGCUCUUAACACUUUGACUACCUUUUUGUGCAUACCUUUCAGAUAACAGGCUUCUUUUAGUGUACAUAUCGUUUUUCUUACUCCAAAGUGGCCAAUUCUCUCAUGCGUUUCCUUAAUCACUUCUUCCGCUAUUUCCUUAGGUAUUACGAUUCUCCAAUUAUAACCUUGUGGUGUGGUGCGGUGAAAUAGGAAUCCACGGUAUCGCGUGUACUGUCGCAGGUAGUGGGGCGGUUCAGAUGGUCCUUCCUCCAGUAUUUCUAAAAUUUGGGAUAGCUUAGGGUCUUCUUUUUGCGCAUUCUGAAUCCUUCUGGGUGUUAGUGUAUUCUUGUAGACUUGAGGUUUGAUAUUCUCGGGAUAUGGUAUGCUUUCGUCCAUUUCCAUUGCGUAGCAUUUCAGGUUUGUGUCGUUACAGUAAGUGGCAUCUAAUUCUCGGGAUAGAAAAUCGGCUGUUUGAUUUUGCUUUCCUGGUAAGUGUGUGAGAUCGAGGUCAAAUUCUUGAAGAGCGAGAAACCAUCUUGACAGUCUGUUGUGGUUUAAUUUAGCUGUCUUAAAAAAUGUAAGAGCUUUAUGGUCGGUAUUGAUAUAAAUUUUAUUUCCCAACAGUAGCGUGCGGUAUUUUUUACAGACUUCUACUAUACUUAAUAAUUCCUU